GCAUGGCUUUUUACUAUGUUGAAAGUAUUUUAUACACUGGCUCAUUUGAUAAAACUAUCAAAGCUUGGAAGUUAAGUGUAAAGAAGUGUAUCGACUCGUUUGUAGCUCAUGGUGACCACAUCAAUGACAUGGUGGUCAACCAACAAAGUGGCUACCUUUUUACUUGUUCUUCAGAUGGAACAGUAAAGAUGUGGUUAAGGGUUUAUGGUGAACACAGCCAUGUCCUUAUUAAGGUCUUUAGUUUUCAUACCUACCCUAUUUAUGCCUUGGCUUUAGGUGUGUCACCAUCACAAAGGAGUUUCUUGUAUUCCGGAUCUUCUGAUGGAUGUAUAAAUUUCUGGGUGCAAGAGAUUUCUACUCACUACAAUCACGGUGGAGUCUUAGAAGGGCAUCAGUUUGCGGUUCUUUGCCUAGUGACCCUAGAUAAUUUGGUGAUUAGUGGGUCUGAGGACUCGACGAUCAGGAUUUGGAGGCGAGAGAAAGUAAGAUUUACUCAUGAGUGUCUUGCUGUUUUAGAAGGGCAUAGAGGGCCUGUGAGAUGCUUGGCUGCUUCUUUGCAGGACGAGCUUGUAACGAGUUUCUUGGUUUAUAGUGCUAGCUUGGAUCAGACAUUUAAGGUGUGGAGAGUAAAGCUCUUGCGAGAAAUGAAGAAAUCCCCUGGCCGCCAUAGCAAUGGAGAUGAUGAUACGGAAGAUACAAAUUCUGCAGGGUGUGAGCCUAGCCCUGUGUUGUCUCCUUCAUGGGUUAAGAAGAAGCUUCAAUGUCGUAGUCUUAAAUAGUUCGUUUAAUUACAAGUUUUCAGGUUUUAUUUGUAAUAUGUAAUAUCACUAAGUUAGAAUAUCCUCUUAGGACGAUUCAAAUAAAGUAGAUUAUGCAUGUUUAUGUAAGCAGUUGAAGUUAUUUCAGCAACGAACAUGUAGUACGUAUGUAUUAUCAGUCUAUUAAAUUAUGUUCUAUUCCAUGUAAUAUUGCACCAUUACAUAUGAAUUUAAAUUAUCAAUACAAUAAGC
Molecule: messenger RNA, 1010 nt
Organism: Chenopodium quinoa (quinoa)
Lineage: Eukaryota; Viridiplantae; Streptophyta; Magnoliopsida; Caryophyllales; Amaranthaceae
Product: protein JINGUBANG-like
Exons: 1
Coding region: 3-779 (258 amino acids)
Molecular function (GO): protein binding
Source: RefSeq, a predicted model, not a curated record